Molecule: messenger RNA, 522 nt
Organism: Macrosiphum euphorbiae (potato aphid)
Lineage: Eukaryota; Metazoa; Arthropoda; Insecta; Hemiptera; Aphididae
Source: the annotation of a GenBank genome assembly
AUGAAGUAUAACAAACUGCAAACAUUUAAAGUCUGCGGUGGGUAUGUUAAUAAGAAACAUCUUGAGCCAUUGUAUCAUACAAAAGAUAGUGUUAAAGAUUCUACUGAAUUAUAUUUAUAUGGUACAGUCAUUGGGGUUUAUUUGUCAAUAUUAUGCCACGAAGAAAACAAUACCGACAAAUCUGUUACAUUCUUUACAUGUGAUGACAUGAUUUUAAGCCACUAUAAUGAAUCUGAAACAGCAAACAUGGCUAUGUUAAAAGUCGGAAUGAGAGAAUUUUUAACAUAUCGUGUGCCUGAGUAUGACAUAGUUUUAUUACCUGUUUGCAAGUUCAAUCACUGCUAUCUUAUUGUUGUUUUCACAAAAUUGUAUAAUAUCAUGUUUCUUGACAGUAAUUUAAAUUCAGUUAAUCGUGAUGAUAUAAAAUUCACUAUAAAAUUAUUUAAAUUGUAUUAUAAUUUUUUUGGUAAGGAUUUUGAUGAAAAACGGUUUACCAUCUACGGACCAAAGGUAUUCCAAUAA